This is a messenger RNA of Oryzias latipes (Japanese medaka), 3017 nucleotides long. Its product is annotated as guanine nucleotide-binding protein subunit alpha-13. Gene Ontology annotation, cellular component: brush border membrane; heterotrimeric G-protein complex; cytoplasm. The record is from RefSeq and is a predicted model, not a curated record. Gene Ontology annotation, biological process: adenylate cyclase-activating G protein-coupled receptor signaling pathway; Rho protein signal transduction. Lineage: Eukaryota; Metazoa; Chordata; Actinopteri; Beloniformes; Adrianichthyidae. Gene Ontology annotation, molecular function: guanyl nucleotide binding; D5 dopamine receptor binding; GTPase activity.
UCGCGUACGCGCGCCUCGUGAGCGAGCAUCAAAUUAGCAUCGAUGAAGUUUGUGCGAACAUGGCGGAUUUCCUGCCGACCAGGUCUGUGUUAAAAGUUUGCCUACCCGUCUGCUUGCUUAAUAGCGGCGAGGUAGAGCAAAUACAAAAGUCUAAGAAGAUCGACAAAAAUCUCUCCCGGGAGAAAAAGUACGUCAAACGGCUGGUAAAGAUCCUGCUGCUCGGCGCUGGCGAGAGCGGCAAGUCGACUUUCCUCAAACAAAUGCGAAUCAUCCACGGCGAUGACUUCGACCAGCGAGCGCGACAGGAGUUCAAACCAACGAUUUACAGCAAUGUUAUCAAAGGCAUUCGUGUGCUGGUGGACGCCCGGGAGAAGCUGCACAUCCCAUGGGGGGACCCAAAGAACAGCACGCACGGGGACAAAGUGAUGGCAAUCAACACCCGGUCGGCCAUGAUGGCCAACGGCCAGCUGGAAACGGCCGACUUUGUGGAGUACCUGCCCGCCAUCAGGGCCCUGUGGGCAGACUCCGGCAUACAAAACGCCUACGACCGCCGCAGAGAGUUUCAGCUGGGGGAGGCGGUGAAGUAUUUCUUGGAUAAUCUGGAUAAGCUGAGCGAGCCGGAUUAUCUUCCCAGUCAGCAGGACAUCCUGCUGGCCCGUAAACCCACCAAAGGCAUUCACGAGUACGACUUUGUGAUCAAGAACGUUCCCUUCAAGAUGGUGGACGUGGGGGGGCAGCGGUCCGAGCGCAGGCGCUGGUUCGAGUGUUUCGACUCGGUCACCUCCAUCCUCUUCCUUGUAUCUUCCUCUGAAUAUGAUCAGGUCCUGAUGGAGGACAGGCAGACCAACCGGCUCUGUGAAUCACUGAACAUCUUUGAGACCAUCGUCAACAACCGCGUCUUCGCCAACGUCUCCAUCAUCCUCUUCCUCAACAAGACAGACCUGCUAGAAGAGAAGGUGAAAACCGUUAAGCUUAAGGACUAUUUCCCCGAAUACACCGGACCGGAGCACAGCCUGCCAGACAUCCAGGGCUUCAUGGUAGACUGCUUCCGCGCCAAACGGCGCGACGGCCCCCAGAAGCUGUUGUACCACCACUUCACCACGGCCAUCAACACUGAGAACAUCCGGCUGGUGUUCCGGGACGUCAAAGACACCAUCCUCCACGACAACCUGAAGCAGCUCAUGCUCCAAUGACCCCUAAAAACCCGAGAAAGCAGAGGACUCGGUUAGAGGCCAACCUGUGACCAUCAGCAUUCCUCUUCAGGCUGUUGUAUUUUGGUUUGUACCCUCCUCUUUGAAGAGUUGGCCCUUUUAGCUAGUUCAGGAUCUUUUCGGAGAACAAGUGGUGUAGACAGACUGUUGCAGAAAGAAGGCUGCUAUGGAUUUUGGAUAACAGUCGGUCCCUGCUGCUUCCGUCAUCUGUCCCGAGUUCUGCCUAACCGUACGUUACAUUGUCGGAGCUUUUCAACUGACGAGGUGCCGGUGCUGACGCCAGUGGAAGACUGCUAAACUCUCUCCAAAGCCGGUGAAAAGACGAGAUGUACAACUUUUGGGGGGGAAAGUGCUUGCAAAAUAGCAACAAAAAAGAAAGGGCUAUAUAACAUAUAAGGAAGGUUAAAGUGACUGCUCCAGAGCUGACUGGCCAGUUUUUGUACGAGUCCAGUUUCCCUCCAUCGUUUAUUCUCCAGCAUUUGCAUUAAUGCAGUUUUUAAACUUUGAAUCUCUAGAAGUUGUCUUUUAAGCCAGUUUAUCACUUAAAGAUGGCACUUUUUUUUUUUUUUUUUUUUUUUUUGUUUUUCCACUUGUUGACAUUUUCGUUUUUUGAAUAAACAGUUAUGGUGUCAGCAUGGAGCUGAAUUUUACCCAACAUACACCUGGGUUCAACACCGCAUUGCAAAAGAGGGCACAAGCACACGACUGAAUGCUUUCUUACAACCUGACCACUGUUUAAAAUGCAGCUUCAGAAAUAAAAGCAAGUUUUUUUUCUUUGUUUUUUUUGAUGACUGGUGAACAAAGUUGAAGCAUCCCUUAAAUUUCUCCUCAGUUCUGGUGGUUUUGAGGGCAAAGAUGACCUUCGUAGACGUUUUAGGAAGGGUUGUUUGUAAAAAUAGUCAUUGGCAUUCUCAGGGUAGAAUUAAACCAACAAUAAUACUGAUGGAAUUUUUGAUUGGGGUGGCGUGACCCAGUCUGUUGUCCACUCCGACAGCCGUUUGGCAUUUAAUGCUCCAUCCUCCUUGAAGCUAAAGAUUCCCUCAUGUCUCGUCUUAAUCCACAACUCCAUGUCUUCUUAGGGAUAGACCUCUUCUCUCCUCAAUCACAUCCCCGAUCGAGGAAAUUAACAGACAUCGUCUGUUAAUAAUUGCACAUCAAAUUUGCUUGAUUGUUCAAAUAUACUGUAGUCCUCUUUUGGUUAUUCCCUAACCCAACAUGUGAGAGUAUCUGUCAGCACUGAACUGUGACUCAAAGCAUCUUUGAGACACCAUUAAACAUUUCCUUUCUGUUUUUACAUGUAAUGUGCUAUUGUGGAUUUCCCUCUCAAAUGUUUUGUGAAUUUAUAUAAAAAAAAACAGGAAAAAUGUGAUGAAUAAUUAAAAACAAAAAUACUGGAGUGAAAUAAUUCUGGUAGAACUAUUUUUUUUUCCUGUUUGGGGCCAAUUUUUGUUUGAGAAAAGAAAUUUCAGGCACUGCAAUAAAUCUUGUCAGACCGGCUCAUGCUUCAUCCGGACUGUUGGCGUCUGCAUGUGCAGGUUUUGGUUUUUUCUUUUUGUUUGCUUUAAUUCCUGACUCUGUAAAUACUGUAAUCUGUUGCUAUGUAAUGUAAAUACUUCUCAGGUUUGACUUCUUAUAUGUAAAUUGUUGUAGAAAAUGCUUUAUUUUCCCACCCAUUAUCUUUUUUUUCCCCCAAUCAUUUUUUUCCAAUGAAGAUGCCCUAUGAGGUAGAUGGUAUUUUGUCAUUUUUCAUCACUUUUUUUUCAAAUUCACACUUCUAAUCUUCAAUAAAAUACACUUUUCUAACAA